GCUGGCGUUAGUGUAAAUUUAUCAUUGCCGGAGAAACUUGUGAAUUUUUAUUGCGUUUGACGUUUGAAUUGUUUUCACAGAAUCCGUGAAGAUUAAUAAAUCUUGUAUUAUUAUCGAAAAGUUAACAUGGUAUGGGGAUUUGUGACUUGUGGCCCCAACGAGGCACUUGUGGUUUCAGGUAAGCUUUUUUCCCCCGAAGAAACUCAAAUUCUAAUUGGAUUUCUAAUGGGUGUAAAGAAAGUGAAUUUAUAAGUGACGUCAUUUCGUGUUAUUGAUUUUUUGUGUGUUCGAAGCUUUGCUGUCCAAAAAGUGCCAAUUAAUUUUUUUUUAUAUAUUAUAUUUAUAUGUGCGUACAAAUAUUUAUGGUUAUUAAACUUUAUAAUUAAGAAGCUUUUAGCAUAUGUGUUCGUGAAUUGUCUUCUAAGUUAAGUGAAAAUGACCUUCAGCAAUUGGACGUUUUUCCAGACACGCAAGAACUCGGAUGCCUUAAAUGGACAGCGGUUGUAGAAACCGUUUUUAGUAUCUAUAUGUAAUAAAUAUGUGUACACACACAAGUUCAUUGCAACAAGCGGUGCCUAACAAGUGGUUCCUAAGUCACGGGUACUCCCUACUUUGGCAAGAUAAGCCAUAAAAACGUUUCACAAUAAAAUACAUACAUAUAUGAGUUUGUGUGUCUAGUUUUGUUAUUAUAAAUAUAUCGAGCCCUUGGCGCAACGAUAAAACAGGCCCCCAAGGAGAUGCUGUUACAUGAAACCGCUAUUGGUGCCCGGUGGCCGUGCCUUUGUUUGGCCCACUAUACAACAAGUGCAAAGAAUUUCACUCAACACUAUGACGCUGCAAGUGGAGAGUCCAUGUGUCUACACCAGUCAGGGUGUACCCAUUUCGGUAACCGGUAUUGCACAAGUUAAAAUUCAGGGUCAAAAUGAGGAUAUGUUGCUGACGGCAUGCGAACAAUUCCUCGGUAAGGGUGAAUCUGAAAUUCAGCAUAUAGCUUUGGUAACGCUGGAAGGACAUCAGCGCGCUAUUAUGGGCUCCAUGACGGUUGAGGAAAUCUAUAAAGAUCGCAAAAAAUUUAGCAAACAAGUAUUUGAGGUGGCUUCAUCGGAUUUAGCUAAUAUGGGCAUAACUGUAGUCUCCUACACCAUAAAAGAUAUUCGCGACGAAGAGGGUGACUCAAAGGGUUAUCUAAAAUCUUUGGGUAUGGCACGCACUGCCGAGGUCAAACGCGAUGCACGCAUUGGUGAAGCUGAGGCGCGUUGUGAUGCGCAUAUCAAAGAAGCCAUUGCCGAGGAGCAACGUAUGGCAUCACGUUUUCUCAAUGACAUCGAAAUUGCCAAAGCGCAACGUGACUUCGAAUUGAAAAAAGCCGCCUACGAUGUGGAGGUACAAACGAAGAAAGCCGAAGCUGAAAUGGCUUACGAAUUGCAAGCAGCCAAAACAAAACAACGCAUCAAGGAGGAACAAAUGCAAGUCAAAGUGAUUGAACGCACACAGGAGAUUGCCGUGCAGGAGCAGGAGAUACAACGUCGCGAACGAGAACUGGAGGCCACUGUGCGCCGACCAGCCGAAGCAGAGAAAUUCAGAUUGGAGAAAUUGGCUGAGGCCAACAAAUUGCGCGUGGUCAUGGAGGCUGAAGCCGAAGCCGAAUCGAUCAAAAUUCGUGGUGAAGCCGAAGCAUUCGCCAUUGAAGCCAAAGCCAAAGCCGAGGCCGAACAAAUGGCACAAAAAGCCGAAGCUUGGCGCGAAUAUCGCGAAGCAGCAAUGGUGGAGAUGUUGCUGGACACAUUACCAAAGGUGGCCGCUGAAGUUGCCGCACCAUUGUCGCAGGCUAAGAAGAUCACCAUGGUAUCGAGCGGACAGGGUGAAAUUGGUGCCGCCAAAUUGACCGGUGAAAUAUUGCAGAUAGUUAACAAAGUGCCGGAAUUGGUGAAAAAUAUAACUGGGGUCGACAUUGCCCGGUCCAUGCAUGCUGGCUAAAUUAUCAACACUAAGCUUCUACAACAAAAGAAAACAGCAACACAAGCAAACACGUGUACGAACAAAUAGACGACAAAGAUGAAGAAUUAUGAAAGAACUGUGUCAAAUCCUUAAACCAAAGAUUUUCAAAAAUUAACAAAUAAUUUUAAUUAAAUUAAAGUUGCCAUAAUAAAUUAUUUAAAUUAACAUAAAUGUAUAUUUGGCGUAUAACAACGAUACAUUAGAGAAAAAUUAAUACAAUUUCGAACAAAACAACCAUAAAAACAUUACAAACAGCGUAAGGUAUAUAAAUACCAAAAUUUUCUAAAUUGAAAUUUAUAAAAAUUAUGUGGAGUUAAGGAAUUUGGCAUUGCGUAACAGUAAAUUUAAGCACAAAUUCUUGAAAUAUACAUUAAAAAAAAUCUAAAUAAAAUACAAAAAAAGUAAUAAAUAAAAAUGAAAUGUAAAUGCAAAGCAAAAAAGAAUAUGCUGCCGAACACAAUUUGCAACCACUGUAUUGCGGGAAUCACAUACAUUUAUUGUGAAAAUUUAUAAUAUUUACAAUUUUCAAUAUAUGCUUGCAUAAAUAUACUCGAAUGUACACUUGUAAUGUGCUUUUUCUAUAUUUGCAACAACAUUAACAACACACACACACAUCCAUAUAUUUGGCUUUAUAAACAAAGAGAAUUGGCGACAAAUUGUUUGCUGGGUAUUGAAACUGCUGAUUAAAAUUAUUACCCGGGAAAGUCAGCGUCAAUCUUUAUAAUUUCCGAGUUAAGCUGCCCAGUGUAUGCGAGUUUUUGUAUACAUAUGUAUGCAUAUGUGCCAUACUCGUAUGAUGCGGAAAAAGCAUUGGCUGUAAGCUUAGAGAUAAUCGCAAAAAAUUGUAUGCGCAAGUGUGAGCGCGUCAAAGCAAAGUAGAAACUUUUUUAUUGUGAAGUCGGGCGAGUUUAGUGCAUUAUUUUUCAAAUUAUUCAAAUUUUCAAAAAAGUAGAAAAAAUAUUUAAAAAAAAUUAAAUGCUUGUAAUAUUUUUUUCACAAAAUUUUAUAAAUUUUCAAGUAAAAAAAAAUUUUUUUUAAAUUAAAUAUAUUUGUAAAAUUAAAUAUAUGAUUGUUUUUAGUUGAAAUUUUAUACAAUUUUUUCGCCACAAGAAUUUUGUAUAAUUUAAUAACGAAAAUUUUUACAUUUUUGAAAAAAUAAUAUAAAAAAUGUAUGAAAAUUUAAACUGCACAAUCGCAGAGUAAGAACGCUUUUUAGCACAAAUUUCUGUUUUAAGUAAAACACAACAAUAUUGCAAGUAAAAAUAACAAUUACAAAAAAAAUAUAGGUAUAAUUUAAAUUAUAUCAUUUUAUGCAAACAAGUUCAAUUAUUGUUUAUUUUCGCAAACAAAUAUAAUGAAAAACUUACUUUGUACUUUUCGCGCCACUCUACGCCGUUGGAGUUGUGAACGACGAAAAUUUUACGAAAAAUAAUUGUUUAUAAAACUAGCCAUUCUUGCAUUUAGAAUUGUAUGUACGUAUGUGUAACAGAAUGCCGUAACACUUUUUUAAAUUAAACGAAUUUAUACUCACAACUUUCUGAUUUAAAUGAUUCUAUCUAUGUAUUCAAUAAAAAAAAAUUGCUAUAUUUUAAUAAAGAUUUUUUCCGAAA
Molecule: messenger RNA, 3608 nt
Organism: Bactrocera oleae (olive fruit fly)
Lineage: Eukaryota; Metazoa; Arthropoda; Insecta; Diptera; Tephritidae
Source: RefSeq, a predicted model, not a curated record